AUGCCGCUCGUACCGAUCUUGAACGUGAACGUGGACUUCGCCGAACUGUCCCACGCCGUCACGGCGAAGUACGACGAGAUCUACAAUCGCCUCCAGGACGAAAAGAGUCAACGGAAGCUGGUGCUGGUCAUCGUGUCCAUCGCCCUCCUGCUGGACAACAUGCUCUACAUGGUGAUCGUCCCCAUCAUCCCGGACUUCCUCCGGACGCAUUCCACGUGGGAGACUCACAUGGAAGGCGGGCAGGACGUCACCGAUUACGCCAGAGUGCACGGCAACGAGAGCUGGAACGACACCUCUCUCGAGCCGAGACUGUUGAAGAACGUCGGAGGAGUCCUGGUCUACGAAGGCGAGGACACGGCCAUCGGGUGGCUCUUCGCAUCCAAGGCCAUCAUUCAACUGAUGGUGAACCCGUUUUCCGGUUGGAUCAUCGAUCGAGUGGGAUACGAUAAGCCCAUGAUGGGGGGACUCCUCAUCAUGUUCCUCUCGACGGCCGUGUUCGCCUGCGGACAAUCCUACACCACCCUGUUCCUGGCCAGGAGUCUUCAAGGCGUGGGAUCCGCUUUCGCCGAUACCUCCGGCAUGGCCAUGAUCGCCGACCGGUUCACGGAAGAAAACGAGCGGCAGAUGGCUCUCGGAAUCGCACUGGCGUUCAUUUCCUUCGGCUCCCUCGUGGCUCCUCCUUUCGGAUCCGUUCUCUACGAAUUCGCCGGGAAGGAGGUCCCUUUUCUCAUCCUGUCUUUCGUCUGCCUCGUGGACGGAAUCAUGCUCGUCUUCGUCAUGAGACCGGUGAAGGCGAAGAUGAAGGAGAUGGGGAUCGAGAGACUUCACGGCACUCCCAUCUGGAGGCUGUUGAUGGAUCCGCAGAUCGCGGUCUGCGCCGGGGCCCUCGUCAUGGCCAACGUGAGCCUGGCCUUCUUGGAACCCACCAUCACCGUCUGGAUGAUCGACAACAUCAAAGACAUUCAGAACUGGCAGACGGGUAUGAUCUGGCUUCCCGCUUUCUUCCCCCACGUCUUCGGUGUCGUCCUCACCGUGAAACUGGCUCGAAAAUAUCCGCAAAAGCAAUGGAUCAUGGCCGCUGCCGGCCUGGGCAUGGAGGGACUCUCGUGCCUCGUCAUCCCCUUCUCGAAUACCUACUGGGUCCUCAUGAUACCCAUCUGCACCAUAUGCUUCGGGAUCGCCCUGAUCGACACCGCGCUCUUGCCGACGCUGGGUUACCUCGUGGACGUUCGAUACGUCUCGGUCUACGGGAGCAUCUACGCCAUCGCGGACAUCUCCUAUUCCAUGGCGUACGCGAUCGGACCAGUGAUUGCCGGAGGGAUCGUCGCCUCCAUCGGUUUCGUUGCCUUGAAUCUCCUCAUCGCCGUCUCGAAUCUCCUUUACGUUCCCGUGUUGUCCACCCUGAAGCACAUCUACGACUACAAGCCGUUCGAGGACGAGGCGAACAUCUUGAUGACCGAGAAUCCUCAUAAACAGUAUCAGACUUACCGGAUGGACGACAAAGGGAUGCCGAACAGUCUCGGAGGAAACCGACCUCCCGACUACGGUCGACUGGACGAGGAAGAGGAUCCCAAGCCCUCCUCGAGCACUCUCGGUCGAACUCACUUCGGCAACGUCAACGGUCACGUGAGGUUCCAGGACCAAGUCGGAGGGGAGGAAGGAGGAGCGGAUCGGCCGGAAGCAGCUGCCGGGUACCAGGAACCAGUCCCACCCGUCAAUCCCUUCAAUCCGUUCAGGCAGAGCUGA
This is a messenger RNA of Darwinula stevensoni, 1746 nucleotides long. Lineage: Eukaryota; Metazoa; Arthropoda; Ostracoda; Podocopida; Darwinulidae. The record is from the annotation of a GenBank genome assembly.